AUGGCCACCGCCAUCGCCCCCACGGUCCAGACCAUGCCUGGCACCACCAACCUGCCGCUGGCCACCUUUCCCGGCGCGCCUGCCACGGCGAGCCUCGACGCGCUGCAGACGGCCCAGUCCUUUGUCGACACGGUCAACGCGCACCUCGCCAAGGCCGACACCGAGUCCCUGGCCGCGCUGUUCCUCGAGAAUGGCUACUGGCGGGACCACCUCGCCCUGACCUGGGAGUUUCGCACCGUACAGUCUCCCGGGAAAAUUGCGCCGUUCCUCGCGGAAGCGGCAUCCUCGCAGGACGGCUUCCGCCUGCAGUCGGUGACCCUAGACACUAGAACGCCGAGCCGCACCCCCGUCGUGGCCAAGAUUGACGCCGAGGGGAAGGCGGACGUGGUGCAGUUUUUCAUCACCUUUGACACCAAGAUUGGGUUUGGCGCGGGUACGGUCCGGCUUGUGGCGGAUGGGAACGGGUGGAAGAUUUACACUUUGGGGACAAUCUUGCAGGGCUUGAAAGGCUUUGAGGAGCCGGUGUAUGGCAGGAGGCCGGCGGGUGUGUCGCAUGGCCAGCACCCCGGACGGAAGAAUUGGAGGGAGAGGCGCGAGGCGGAGGAAAACUACACAGACGGCAGUGAGCCGCUAGUUGUCAUUGUUGGUGCUGGUCAAGCUGGCCUCACAGCCGCCGUCCGGCUCAAGAUGUUGGGAAUCAACGCCCUCAUCAUCGACAGAAAUCAGCGGGUCGGGGACAAUUGGCGCAACCGGUACCACCAGCUCGUUCUGCACGAUCCAGUAUGGUACGACCACAUGCCGUACAUUCCGUUCCCGCCAAACUGGCCCAUCUUUACACCCAAAGACAAGCUCGGCGGGUGGUUCGAGUCGUACGCGCAGAACAUGGAGCUGAAUGUCUGGAUGACGACCCAGUUGACAAAGACAAAAUGGGACGAGGCGUCCAAGACAUGGACGGUGGAGCUACACCGCAAGAAGCCUGAUGGAAGCAGCGAGGUUCGCACGUUUCACCCAAAGCAUAUUAUUCAGGCAACAGGGCACUCGGGGAAGAGGAGCAUGCCGGAGAUUGAAGGCAUUGAAAACUUCAAGGGCCAUAUCCUUUGCCAUUCGUCAGAGUUUCCUGGCGCGCGCAAGGACGAAGGCAAAGGGAAAAGGGCGAUUGUAGUCGGCUGCUGCAAUUCAGGCCAUGACAUUUCGCACGACUUUUACGAGAACGGCUACGACGUCACCAUUGUCCAGCGCUCCAGCACCCAUGUCGUGUCCUCCAAGGCAAUUACCGAAAUCGCACUCAAGGGCAUCUUUUCCGAAACGUCGCCGCCCGUCGACGACGCAGAUUUGCUCCUGCACAGCAUGCCCAACGCCGUGCUCAAGGCCGUGCAGUCGCAAGUUGGUGUUUUGCAGCGCGCCCACGAUGCGCCCAUCCUCGAGGGCCUGACCAAGGCCGGCUUCAAGCUCGACGACGGGCCUGACGGCUCGGGGCUCUUCUUCAAGUAUUUCCAGCGCGGCGGCGGGUACUACAUUGACGUCGGCGCGUCGCAGCUCAUCGCCGACGGCAAGAUUAGGAUCAAACAGGGCCAGGAAAUCGUGGAGGUAUUGGAAAGGGGCCUGCGUUUUGCGGACGGCUCCGAGCUGGAGGCGGACGAGAUUGUGUUUGCGACGGGGUACCAGAAUAUGAAGUCGCAGGCGCGGGAGAUGUAUGGCGAGGAGCUGGGGAACAGGGUCAAGGAUGUCUGGGGGCUGAACGAGGAGGGUGAGUGGCGCACAAUUUGGCAGGAUAGUGGCCAUCCGGGCUUCUGGUUCCAUGGCGGUAAUAUGGCGCUGUGUCGGUAUUAUUCGAGGUUGUUGGCGCUGCAGAUCAAGGGCAUCGAGGCAGGGUUGUAUAAGCCUGGUGAGAAGUGA
Messenger RNA from Akanthomyces muscarius, 1896 nucleotides. RefSeq lists its product as uncharacterized. The coding region runs from base 1 to 1896 and encodes 631 amino acids. Gene Ontology annotation, molecular function: flavin adenine dinucleotide binding; monooxygenase activity. The record is from RefSeq and is a predicted model, not a curated record. Lineage: Eukaryota; Fungi; Ascomycota; Sordariomycetes; Hypocreales; Cordycipitaceae. The transcript has 2 exons.